UAUCACAGAUCAAAAAUCUCACAAUAGUCCAGGAGCAUGUUUACUUGUUUACAAUUGAAAUAUUUGAUUGGUGUUUUUCUGUUAAAGAGUUGUAUUUACACAGUAUUUUGUGACAACAAUACUUGUGAAGGAAAACCGUAUAAUUGCUGUGAUGGGUACAUGUGGGACGAGGACAAGCACAUUUGUGAAGCUUGUAAUAUAGGGUACUUUGGAAGUAAUUGCUCUGAACCCUGUCCAUCUGGUAUCUAUGGAUGGAAUUGCCAGAAAAGAUGUAACUGCAGCAAAGAAACCUGCAGUAAUGUAAAUGGUUGUAGGGUGGAGAACGAGAGGAUAAAUUUCACAACACAUUCAAAAGUGUCUUCCAUGAAAAAAACGUCUGUGUCAAUGAACUCUUUCAUAACUUUUGGUAUUUCGUCACUUGCUAUAUUUUCAACAGUUAUUUUCAUCAUUUACAUCGGAAUGAAAGUCUUCCAAAGAUUUAAGAAAACUGAUGGACCUUUGGAAAUUGAAAUGAAGGACAUAAAUUACGAACAAGGCAAACCUAAUGGGAAAAUAUAAAAAAAAUGCACAUACAAAAGCAGAAACAUAGGGAAGUGACAAUGAGAACGAUGACGGGAUUUGUUUUGAAUUUCAGUUCAUACAUAAAAAUAAUUUUCAUUUUAACAUGGAAGGUAAACAAAUGUAAAGAUUAUAUAAAGGGAGGAUCAAUAUCAAUUCAAAUAUUUAUUAUUUAA
Saccostrea cuccullata (small rock oyster) is the source of this 734-nucleotide messenger RNA. RefSeq names its product multiple epidermal growth factor-like domains protein 10. The coding region runs from base 37 to 558 and encodes 173 amino acids. Lineage: Eukaryota; Metazoa; Mollusca; Bivalvia; Ostreida; Ostreidae. The record is from RefSeq and is a predicted model, not a curated record. The transcript is spliced from 4 exons.